Molecule: messenger RNA, 354 nt
Organism: Morchella importuna
Lineage: Eukaryota; Fungi; Ascomycota; Pezizomycetes; Pezizales; Morchellaceae
Exons: 2
Coding region: 1-354 (117 amino acids)
Source: RefSeq, a predicted model, not a curated record
AUGAGUUACUUGGGUUUAGUUCUCAACACCUGUUCAGGCUCGGGUUCUGAUGUUGCAGACUCUGAACCUGCUGCUCUAGAGCCGGAGAGGAAGAGAGGAAAGGCAUGGCUUGCAUGGGAGGAUAGAGCUCUGGCUAAGCAGGUGCUGGCGGAUGACCCUAUUUUGAAUAGGCCGGGUGGGAAAAAAGAAGACUGUUGGCGCGAGGUGGCACUUAAUUUGAGUAGAAAAAUGAACAUGAACCGUUCUGGUUCAUGUAAAAACAGAAUGGACUUGUUGGUGGGGUUGCAUCGGACACACGAUCAAAACAGAAGACCUGCUCAGUUGAGGAAGUGGAUCUUCAUGUCCGCAACAUGA